UACUGCACUUCGGGGCUCCGCCCGCCGAAGCCGGGAGAAAACGCGGCGGAACCCUUCCCCUUCCCCCACCGCCCAAAGAGGUCGGGUAAGGUGGGGAGGGUACGUGUGGGAAGUGGAAUCCCCCGGCCCGAGAGAUCCAGCUCUUCUCCUUCCCGGUACCUCCCGCACACCCAGGAGUUCUAUCCAUAGGCCUGGUUCCCGCGCCCUCCUCCCGCGCCCAAGCUCGGGUGACGAGCCCACCCUGGACGGCGAUGACCCCCAAGACCGCCGGACCCCCAGAUGGGGGCUGGGGCUGGGUGGUGGCAGCCGCAGCCUUCGCAGUGAACGGGCUCUCCUACGGGGUCUUACGCUCGCUGGGCCUUGCCCUCCCUGACCUCGCAGAACACUUUGACCGAAGCGCCCAGGACACUGCGUGGGUCAGCGCGCUGGCCUUGGCCGUGCAGCAGGCAGCCAGCCCAGUGGGCAGCGCCCUGAGCACGCGCUGGGGGGCGCGCCCGGUGGUGAUGGUUGGGGGCGCCCUUACUUCGCUGGGCUUCAUCUUUUCGGCUUUCGCCGGAAGUCUGCUGCACCUGUACCUCAGCCUCGGCCUUCUAGCUGGCUCCGGCUGGGCCCUGGCCUUCGCCCCUGCCCUCGGUACCCUCUCCCGUUACUUCUCCCGCCGUCGGGUCUUGGCUGUGGGGCUGGCACUCACAGGCAACGGGGCCUCUUCUCUGCUCUUGGCGCCCGCCUUGCAGCUCCUCCUUGAUACUUUUGGCUGGCGGGGCGCCCUGCUGCUCCUAGGCGCCGUCACCUUCCACCUCACUCCCUGUGGCGCCCUGCUGCGCCCCCUGGCGCUCCCCGGCGACCCCUCGGCCCCACCUCGUGGCCCCUUAGCUGCUCUCGGCCUGGGUCUCUUCAAGCGCCGGGCCUUUUCAGUCUUCGCUCUGGGCACAGCCCUGAUUGGGGGCGGGUACUUCAUCCCCUACGUGCACUUGGCUCCCCAUGCUUUAGACCGGGGCCUCGGGGGCUACGGGGCAGCGCUGGUGGUAGCAGUGGCUGCAGUCGGGGAUGCGGGCGCCCGGCUGGUCUGCGGCUGGCUGGCAGACCAGGGCUGGGUGCCCCUUCCAAGACUGCUAGCCGUGUUCGGGGCUCUGACCGGGCUGGGGCUGCUGGCAGUGGGACUGGUGCCCGCGGUGGGGAGCGAUGACAGCUGGGGAGGUCCCCUGCUGGCCGCAGCUGGGGCCUACGGGCUCAGUGCCGGGAGCUACGCCCCAUUGGUUUUUGGUGUGCUCCCGGGGCUAGUGGGCAUCGGAGGUGUGGUGCAGGCCACGGGGCUGGUGAUGAUGCUGAUGAGCCUGGGGGGACUCCUGGGCCCUCCCCUGUCAGGUAAGGACCUGAGCCAGAAGAUCUGUUCACAACCAUCUUCUGUCCCUGGGUUUCAAGGACUAAUUUCUUUACCUCUCCUCUCAGGCUUCCUAAGGGAUGAGACAGGAGACUUCACUGCUUCUUUCCUGGUGUGCAGUUCUUUCAUCCUCUCUGGCAGCUUCAUCUACAUGGGACUCCCCAGGGCUCUCCCCUCCUGCCCUCCAGCCCCACCUCCACCUACCCCUCCUCCUGAGAGGGGGGAGCUACUCCCAGUUCCGAAGGUUGUCCUCCCUCCGGGAGGCCCUCGCUCCACUAUGGACACCACUUGUUGAUUCUUGUCUCAUUUAAGCCCCUCCUUCUAAUAAAAAUUUUUUAUCUG
Fukomys damarensis (Damara mole-rat) is the source of this 1723-nucleotide messenger RNA. RefSeq names its product solute carrier family 16 member 11 (gene Slc16a11). The record is from RefSeq and is a predicted model, not a curated record. Gene Ontology annotation, biological process: transmembrane transport; monocarboxylic acid transport. Gene Ontology annotation, molecular function: monocarboxylic acid transmembrane transporter activity. Bases 252 to 1676 code for a protein of 474 amino acids. The transcript has 4 exons. Lineage: Eukaryota; Metazoa; Chordata; Mammalia; Rodentia; Bathyergidae.